AGCAGUUCUCUGAUAUUAUAGCAAUAUUUUACUAGAAAUAGUGCUAAAGAGGACACAUUUCACUGGGCGACACGGCUUCCUCGCCCAGAAAUAGAUUUUUCCUACGUCAAAAUCCCUUUUUUAGGGCUUCGGCGUAAGAGGGUUAAUGAAAGUUCUGUUUUUUAUUUUAUUUUUAGCUAGUUGAUUGUGUCUUAGUUUAAGUAUAUAACAAAAAUAGUCUUGUCAGUCAAACUGAGUUGCACUUUUUUCUUUUUUCUGGGGGAGGAUAUAGAAACUGUAAACAAGUUUUAAGUGUAGUCUGUUCUUACCCCUUCUCUCUUUAGUAAUUCAAGUUGAUGUAUUUUGUAGUGUUCAAGUUUCCCUACAUAUGUUUUCCCUCCAAUAUUAACACGUGAAGUGAGUUACCGCUUGCUAGAGGUGGGGGAAUGAGGGAAGCUUCCUGAACAUGGAGACCAGCAUAUGUUAGAGAACGUUUCUGCUCCGGAAAUAGUUGCUUUCGGAGAGAAAAAUGUGUUGAGAAUUCCCUUUGAUGAAAUGCAAGAGACGGAGUCAAGAGCCUAAUAAAGUUAAGCAAACCUACAAUAAGGAUUCUUCAAGCAACACCAAAAUCUUGAAAAACAUACAAGAGGAGUGCGUGCUGCAUUAAGCCAUGACUGAGGAAACAUACAAGAAGUUAUGGAGGCUGAAACUCCACCAACUCGAUUUGGAAACUUACGGCUUCCCAAGGAACCACCCAAAUAAUCCUAAGAGAGCUGUCCUUGGGAUCUCACAGAGGCCACAACCCCAGCAAGAGCCACAUGAAUCAGACUCCUCAGAUUCAGAGCCAGAAAUAAUAAUGGACAGAUGUUCAAGAAUCUGCACCCGCUGCAGGAUCCUCUUCAAAGUGGAUAAGGAAGGUAGGCCUAAGAGACAGCUCUGCAGAUACCACCCAUACCAUGUCCCCUACAAGAAGAAAUUCAGGUGCUGUGGGAGGAAGAAACAUGCCGAGGAGGGUCCUUGCAAGACUGCCAGGCAGCACGUCCACAAUCAGCUGGCCCCAGAGGCCUUGGAGAACUUUAAGCCUACGAGGGAUAACUUGAUCAAAGCCAAGAGGAUUUAUGCCCUGAAGUGCUCCCAUGUGUAUACUGAGAAGGGCAUCGAAGUCGCCAGCGUGUCCUUAGUAGAUGCCUUCUGCAGUGUCGUCUACGAGACAAAAGUCAGACCUGAGAGUAAUAUCCUGGAUUACGACACAGAAAUCAGCGGCCUCAGGAGACACGACUUGGCGAACAUACAGAAGACUUUACAAGACGUCAUCGAGGACUUGAAUGCCCUCAUAGGACCCAAGACAAUCCUCGUCGGGUUCCGGCUCCAGAGGGACCUGACCUCCCUCAGGAUGAUACAUGAGAACAUCGUUGAGGUAACAGUGUUGUAUCCUCACAAGUGGGCUCCCAGGCGCACACAUUCUCUCUACUUCCUCAGGAGGAAUUUCCUCUCUUUGGAGAACAUUCGGGCGCCUCUAAAGUCACGUGAAGAGGCCAUUACAGCCAUGAAGUUAGCAUUACACAGGAUGUGAGGUGCCCAAGUGCUCAUCUCAUAAAUUGUUCAUAAAUUGUGAUUUUUGGUUUAAUAUAACUAUAUAUAUAUAUUUUGCCCUGUGUUCUCUUACAAGAAUCCAUGUUAUAUAUCAAUAUUUAUAUAAGUGAUUAAGUCGUACCAUUUUCAUGGUAAAAUUUUAAAUGUUUUUUUUUUUACUUUAUAGAUUUAUGGUAUGUUAAAUUUUUCCAUUUUUAAGUAAAAAUUAAGUCUAGUGUUUUGUGGAGUUGAGAUAUAACUUUUUGAAAAAUAUAUUUUUUCUAACUUGUACAUCUCAUCAAUUGUGAUUUUUGCUUUAAUAUAACUUUUAAGACAAUAUAUAGUUUGCGCUGUUGUCUCAUACAAGAAUCAGUUAUAUAUCAAUGUUUAUAUAAGUGAUUAAGUCACACUUAUCUCAUAGCAAAAUUUAAAAGGUAUAUAGGCCUACUCUUGUUCUUUCAGAAAGGUGAAUAUUUUUUUUGGCUCACACUUGAAUGUUUUGUUCAUAGUUUUCAUAGUAAAGUCCAGCCCAUUAUCUGAUUGGCUGGUUUGCAUUGGAUUGUCCAUUCCAUCAAGUGACUGGUUGGUGUAUUUUAUAUUCCCUAAAUGAAGGUACCAAAUUUAGUUUUAUUUUUUUUUUUACUAUGUAUUCCAUUUUUAAGUACAUUUUUAAGUACAAAUUAGUAUAGUGUUUCUUUUCAUAGAAUAUGGUGUUUCCAUUUCUUUUCAUUUUUAAGUACAAAUUAGUCUAAAGUGUUUAUUGACUUUAUGGAAAAAUUGAACAGACCCUAAUUCUUUUAAGUAUAAAUUUGUCUAAAAUUUUCUAUGAUUUCAUAGAAUUAUGUUCUGUUUCUUUCCAUUCUCAUGGAGUUGAGAUAAUUUUAGUUUUAUUAGUAACCCAAAAUAGUACUGUUAACUCAUAAUCAAAAUCUAAGUCUUCAAUAAGUAAGUUUUUGAAAGAGAUUUUUUCUAACUUAUACAUCUCAUCAAUUGUGAUAUUUCCUUUAAUAUAACUUACUCUCAAGACAUAUAUUUUGCACUGUGUUGUCUCACAAGAAUCAAUGUUAUAUAUCAAGGUUUAUAUAAAGGAUUAAGUCACAUCUUUCUCAUGGCAAAAUUUUAAAAGUAUAUAGGCCUACUCUUGUGCUUGUGCUUUCAGAAAGGUGAAUAUAUUUUUUGGCUUGCACUUGAAUGUUUUUUUCAUAGUUUUCACAGUAAAGUCCAGCCCAACCUUGGCUGGUUUGCAUUGGAUUGUCCAUUCCAUUGAGUGACUGGUUGGUGUAUUUUAUAUUCCUUAGCCCAAAAUACUGUAUAAAUAAUCACGA
Macrobrachium nipponense is the source of this 2876-nucleotide messenger RNA. Its product is annotated as putative exonuclease GOR. The record is from RefSeq and is a predicted model, not a curated record. NCBI's taxonomy places the organism in Eukaryota, Metazoa, Arthropoda, Malacostraca, Decapoda, Palaemonidae. Gene Ontology annotation, molecular function: nucleic acid binding; exonuclease activity. Bases 650 to 1552 code for a protein of 300 amino acids. Gene Ontology annotation, cellular component: nucleus. The transcript is spliced from 2 exons.